Molecule: messenger RNA, 3513 nt
Organism: Neomonachus schauinslandi (Hawaiian monk seal)
Lineage: Eukaryota; Metazoa; Chordata; Mammalia; Carnivora; Phocidae
Gene: PLCXD1
Product: phosphatidylinositol specific phospholipase C X domain containing 1
Exons: 7
Coding region: 136-1179 (347 amino acids)
Biological process (GO): lipid metabolic process
Molecular function (GO): phosphoric diester hydrolase activity
Source: RefSeq, a predicted model, not a curated record
GUUCCCGGCGUCCAAUGGCAAGGCAGAGAGCAUUUUAGGACGUGCUUGAGCGUCCGCGGCAGGCGAGCGGAGGGAGGCUCUGCUGGAAACGCUGCUGGAGAGACUGCGGCCGGUGCUCGCACAAGGUGGCCUCCGAUGGGCGGACAGGCGAGCACUGGUGGCAGCGUCCAGAGCCUGCUGGGCACCACAAAUACAGACUGGAUGUCAGCACUGUGCCCCCUGCUCCGGGACGUGCCCCUCCACCACCUCUCCAUCCCAGGAAGCCACGACACCAUGACCUACUGCUUGAACAAGAAAUCGCCCAUCUCCCAGACCCAGUCCCGGCUGCUGCAGCUUCUGGGCAAGGUCCUGCCAUGUGUGACCCGUCCCGUGGUGCUCAGGUGGUCCAUUACCCAGGUGCUGGACGUCACGGAGCAGCUGGAUGCGGGGGUUCGGUACCUGGACCUGCGGAUCGCACACAUGCUUGUCGGCUCUGAGAAGAAUCUACACUUCGUGCACAUGGUGUACACCACCGCGCUGGUGGAGGACACGCUCACGGAGAUCUCAGAGUGGCUGGAGAACCACCCCCGGGAGGUUGUCAUCCUGGCGUGCAGGAACUUCGAGGGCAUGACGGAGGACCUGCAUGAGUACCUGGUUGCCUGCAUCCGGAACAUCUUUGGGGACAUGCUGUGUCCCCGAGGGGACUUGCCGACACUGAACCAGCUAUGGUCACGCGGGCAGCAGGUCAUUCUGUCCUACGAGGAGGAAAGCGUUGUGAGCCGGCAUGGGGAGCUGUGGCCUGGGAUCCCCUACUGGUGGGGGGACCAGGUGAAAGCCCAGGAGCUCAUCCAGUACCUGGAGCGCAUGAAGAGCUGCGGCCGCCCAGGCGGGCUGUUUGUGGCGGGUAUCAACCUGACGGAGAACCUGGCGUAUGUCCUCGGGCACCCGUCCCAGUCCCUCAGGAAGAUGACCCUCCCGAACCUGCCAUGCCUGAGCACGUGGGUCCGGGAGCAGUGCCCUGGGCCAGGCGCACAGUGCACCAACAUUAUCGCGGGCGACUUCAUCGGUGCAGACACGUUUGUGGGUGAUGUCAUAAGACUCAACGAGAAGCUGCUGAGAUGCUCACGUGUCCCUUUUGCAGCUCACGUGGAGUGCGGGCGGGAAGAGUGGGUCUGGGGCGGGGUCCCUGCCUCCCCCUGACACCAGGGCAGCCCCGUUGGUGGCACCCGGCCUCACAGUUCUUCCGUGUUGCUGGGGUGGAUCACAGAACACGCUGAUGAUCAACGGUGGUAUGUGCUUGCAUCCUGAGAGGAAGAACGCCCCGGAACCUGGGGUCUGCUCCUGUAGGUUCAGCCCCAGCUGUGCCGUGGUUGCCAUGGGUCGUCCCUUCCCCUGGGGCCUUGAGGGCAGCAGGAUGACAUCCUGAUGGCUUCCUGGAGCCAUGUGAAGCCCAUCAUAUCGUGUCUGUUGGGUAGGAGUGGGUGCACCACACUGAGAAAACCACGAAAAUGGGGAAAACCUUCUAAUUCUGACGGCAUCACGGCCCGUGUGUUUUCCCCGAGCACCGUGGGCCCUGUGGGGCUGGUUUCACUUUGGCUUCUCUGAUGGUAACAUAAGGACCCUUAGUGGCUGUUUGAUGGCGAAUGGUGUUGUACACAUGCUCCCUUCCACCUCCAGAGGCCUCGUGUAGCGCUCUCUUCAAGGAAGUGUGAGGACACAGGUGUGACGGGCAGCUCCACGCCCACGCCGGGGGCUGCCGUGGCAUCCUCGUCCUCACACCCAUCUCCUGGAGUGGCAAGUCUGUGCUCCUCCCAUCCCCUUCCUCUGCUCGGCACGUCAGCCCCGCUGGGAGGCUGCCUUCAAGCAUCUCCAAAAUGAAGCCGAUGGUCUGUGGUUUUGGCCGCCUGUCACUGGUCCCUUCUCCCAAGGCCACUCUGGGCAUUUCUCACUUUUCCCAUAUCGCCAUUCCACGGUUUCUUAGGGUCUGUCCGUCUGUAUCUAUUUGCCACCUAUUUCUCACAGCACCAAAGACGUUAACUGUAUUUUCUUCUUUUCUGUGUCCUCAUGCUCUGGCGUCUGGGGACCAGAACGGUGAGACCGCCCCUCUCAGGGCUCGCUGAUUCCCACAGACAGAAACAACGUACUUGGGAGCACGCGUCUUCUGUGGAAAUGCAGCGCCCCGUCCUCCAACGCUCACACGCCACACUGACGUGGGUGCGCUCCGGAGCUCACGGGCUGAACCGAUUCUCGCGCUCCUCGGACACAGGGCGCGUUUGGUUCCAGCAAGAUCGCAGUAAAGCGAGUCAAAUGAGUUUUUUGGUUUCCCGUGCACAUGAACGUUAUGUUUACACUACCGUCUAUUAAGCGUGCAAUUGUAUGACACCUAAAGUGUGUACGUGCCUUAAUUAAAACAUACGUUAUUGCUUAAAAAUGCUAACCAUCUGAGUUGUCGGAGUCAUAACGACUGGCCACAGAUAACCACAACAAAUGGACUCAUAAGGAAAAGCUGGAACCGCAAUUACCAGAAUGGGAUGCAGAGAUUGGAAGUGAGCAGAUACUGUGGGAAGAAUGGCGCCCGCAGCCUUGGCCAACCUUCCAUUUGUAAGACACAUGGUGUCUGGGAAGCGCCGAGAGGCGAGCUGCACCUGAUUUCCCGCUACCCCAGUCUCCCGGGGCGGGGGCCUGUCACCCAGAGCCCGCCACCACUACUCACGCUGGACAACUGCCCCGAGUGCUCUCUCCUGCCUUGCCUUUCCCGUGGAAACCCUCACGCCCCAAAAGGGGUUUUCCCCGUGGCCUCAGGGGGCACCCGCCCCUGUCUGGGGAGACGGGAAUCAUUAAAUUCUUCUUUCGGUGGUUGGCCUCAGCCACCUCCAUGAGUUAAAACCCCGGGGGUCCGGACGAGAUGCCCCCCCAUGGGCGGCCGGGCAUCGUGUUAGAGGCCUUAGCUCUGCUUCCCGGUACUCAGGGUUCCAACUUCAUGACCCCAAAGGUCAGAAGUCCCUCCUUUUGCACAUGAGGGUUAUGGAGCUGGUGGUUUCCAAUUCUUGGCCAAAAGGUGAAUCCCAAUUACACUGUCUUAUUUUUCUUCCCACCUUAACAGGGGAUCCAGGAGUUUCUGUGUAUCUCGUGUUCUGGAAUAUUCCUCCUACAAUGGAACAGUCCUUAGAUAUUAGGUCUUCUUAGGAUAUAGUCUUGAAAAUGAUGCUAUAACACAAGGACCACUGUGUCUGUGUCUGUUCCACGAGUACCUUGUCUUUGUGUCAGGAACGGUCCACGUGAUCGUUUAAUCCCAGAGGACGAUCGACAAAGUCGGACGUGUUUGUGCAUUUUUGUUUCUGUCAUUCAAGCGACCAAACCAUCUGGGCAACGCAUGGGAGGGUCUGUACAAGCGUGAUGUUCACCGAGCACGUUCUGCAGGUCACGGAGAGCUUUGUUCAGAAAUAGUGCUGGGCCACAGUUUAUUGUUGCUUUGGAAAUUAAAACAGUGGAUGAGGGCGCCUGGGUGGCUCAGUCGUUAAGCGUCUGCCUUCG